Messenger RNA from Peronospora matthiolae, 351 nucleotides. The record is from the annotation of a GenBank genome assembly. NCBI's taxonomy places the organism in Eukaryota, Oomycota, Peronosporomycetes, Peronosporales, Peronosporaceae.
AUGUACGAAGGGAUUGACAACCUGAAAUCCCUUUACGACCGUGCCGGUAGGACUUUCCCCGGCGGUCCUUCUGCGGCACAGGAUGUGCCGCGUCGUACUGCUCAACCAGACCCAGUACGUCAACCAUCAGUUGGGAGCGGGGCCCCCAAGUAUCCCAGGACGAGGGAUAGCCGCGCCACCGGACGAGAUAACUCGUCCGACGUCCGUUCACGUCGCGGUGGUUCAACAGCUGCUCCACUAGAUAGCGCUAGCCACCGCGAGAGUCCUCUAAUGGAGGUGGAGGAGGAGAAAGACGCUCUCCACACGAUCGUGGGGAUCCGUGUGUUCCCGAGAGCUUCUUUGAUCGCGUAA